AUGUCAACUUCAAAACUAUCAGGAUCUGCUGCUCUUAACUCCAAACUCUUAUCCAAACAUGAAAUCAAUUGUGAUAUGGGCGAAGGAUUUGGUCGCUACCAAAUUGCUCCAGAUGAUGAGAUAAUGCCAUUCAUUGAUCGUGCAAAUAUUGCUUGUGGAUUCCAUGCUGGUGAUUACAACAUUAUGUUGAAAACUGUUCAAACUGCUAAAAAAUAUGGGGUUAAAUGUGGUUCCCACCCUGGAUUACCUGAUAUGAUUGGUUUCGGAAGAAGACCUUGGAGUAUUCCACCUGAAGAGAUAUACAAGUUGAUAUUAUAUCAAACUGGUGCUUUGAAGGCAUUUUUGGAUGCUGAAGGUGUUGAAUUAAGUCAUGUUAAACCUCAUGGUGAAUUAUACUUUUACAUUGAAAGAGACGAAGCUGUAAUGAGAGCUGCUUUGAAAGCUAUAAAGACUUUUGGGGUUCCGGUUGUUGGAGCUAAAAAUGCACAUUACGAGAAAAUUGCAAAAGAGGAAGGUGUUGAUUUUAUUCAAGAGUUGUAUGUUGAUUGUGAUUAUGAUGCAAAAGGUGCUUUAGUUCCGCCUGCUAAAAGUAGACCUAAAAAUCCAGAUAUCAUUCAUGAUGCUAUUUAUGUUGCAGGCUCAACAGAUACAAUCACUGAUCAAAAUGAUAACAAAAUGGAUUUACAUUUUGAAAAAAAUCCAAUCAGUGUGUGUCUACAUUCAGAUAUGCCAAAUUCUUUGAAUAAUGUUAAGAAGGCUCGUGAAGCAAUUGAUAAGUUGAAUAAUAUUUAA
Hansenula anomala is the source of this 792-nucleotide messenger RNA. RefSeq lists its product as uncharacterized. The transcript has a single exon. The record is from RefSeq and is a predicted model, not a curated record. Gene Ontology annotation, biological process: carbohydrate metabolic process. Lineage: Eukaryota; Fungi; Ascomycota; Saccharomycetes; Phaffomycetales; Wickerhamomycetaceae. Bases 1 to 792 code for a protein of 263 amino acids.